Molecule: messenger RNA, 1800 nt
Organism: Penicillium oxalicum
Lineage: Eukaryota; Fungi; Ascomycota; Eurotiomycetes; Eurotiales; Aspergillaceae
Exons: 2
Coding region: 1-1800 (599 amino acids)
Source: RefSeq, a predicted model, not a curated record
AUGAGUUUUACAAUCGCCUCAUCAUCCGUUGCCUUGGUGGCGCCAGCGACAAGACUCCCCGCUCUGUCGCGACUUGCCACAAAGUAUCCUCACUCUACUCGAAGCACUUGGCAUUGUGCCCGAAGUCAUCAAAACUUUCGGGACAGAAUAGAACGCGCAGCACGAUCUAUAGACACAUACCAGCGCCAUCAUGAGGCUAAGGUUCGCUCUGCAAUCGAGUCCAGUUGGCCUACCACAGCUUCCCGGUACCCUCAGAGGACUGGCCAAUGGACAACGCAGUGGAUGCAGUCUCAGUUUUCCGAGCUCGCUGGUCGAGAGAAAACUUACUGGGAUGCAGAACUUGAGGAGAUGAAUCAGCGCAUGGCCAAGCUCAAAAACUUGGUUGCUAGAGAUCCUUACGAAUUGCUCUUUGGCGAUCGAGCGUUCUUUUCCCAUUACGACCAGCCGGAUAUAGCGACCAACCAGGAAUCCACGGAACCUUCAAAGUCCACCUUUCAUUCUCAGGGCAAAGAUACCAAAAGAGCCUCCAGCCAAUUCCCCCCGUCACCAUCUGCCCGCGGCAGCCUGGUGUAUGAUCCAAUCAGUGGACGAAUGACCUCUAUCGCACAUGCGCCCCAGAGUGCCGAGGCCAUGUCUGCCGCCGCAAGUCAAAGCACUCAAACCGAGCAUUCCCCACGCCACGAACUCGAUGUUCAACCUGAAAGUCAGCUUGAGGCAAGAUUAGUCGCUGAGGCAACUCGCGCCCAGCUUUCCGAUCCAGUUAUCGAAUGUGCACCAGGCAGCGAACUGGAGGCACUUUUCACGAGCUCGCCGGCUCAAGUCGAAGCGACUCAUUACACUCCGGCCACAGCUACAUCUGAAGCUACAGUUAUCAGAACCCACGAUGUGGUCGACACUACCCCGAAAAAAGAGACAAGCCUUUCUUCUGAGGCUCGUACGAGCGAGAACCGCGACGCUAGCGACGAGAGCCUUGCCACCAAAUUUCAAGAAGACCCAAUCUAUGAAGUUCUGCAAAACCACCAAAGUUUCGGAUCAGAAGUCCUGCCUAAUGAAGCCACCUACCGCAUCCUGGCUUACGACUCCGGCUCUGGAAAAGUCACAUCCACCGAAGCUGAUACUUUCUUCGGAGCAAGGGAGACUGCUCAAACUCACGAGAUUCUUUCACGCCUACACAACCCCGCUAGAUUUGUGCGCUACUUCGGGAAAAUGCAAGAAGAUGGGUACGAGAUCGCGACUGGUGGUGGUGACAUCUUGGUCUUCAAGCGCGUUCCCAGGAGUCCCUCAAAACAUCCGGUCCCAGCUCCCGUAGCUGGCUCUGAGGUGUCGAUCCCUGAAGAAAUCCAGGACGACUUGAAGAACUACCAAGUCUCAGAGACUGCCUUUGACACCACCCGCUACGUCCACCACUACGACGCCCUGUCUCCCACCAACAAGCCAUCGACAUUCGGACCGACAGCUCCCACUUCACAACCCAAUUCAAUAUCCCAGAGAGAACAAACCAAGGCCCCUGUUAUCUCCUCAUCCUCACAUACAAAGCCGGAUUCAAAUCAUCGAUCAACACAACCAUCCUCGGAACCAACUUCCUCCUCCACUAUCAUAUCCCCGGACCAAAAAUCCCAUUCAAGGACCAAAUCCACUUUUCGCAGGAUUCUUCGCAGGAUGGUUUUGACUGGCACCAUCACAGCUGCAUCCUGUUAUGCUCUGGGUGUACUGGUGGAAUACUUUCGGACUGGCGGAAUUGAUGGACGCGGAGCGGAUGCGUUCACGACCUUUGAGUCGGAGAGGCGACAUGGGUCAUAG